AUUAUUGUGGUUGACUCGACCUGCUGUUCGUAGCUAUCCUGCUGAUGAGAUUGUGAAAACCAAUGUCAGUGCGGCGGACUGAUUGUUAGCUCGUUCUGCUGCUUGUUAGCUACCGUUGAGUUACACGUACCCGGAUAAGCUUGAACACAAGCUAGCGGCUGCAGACUGUCCCGAUGGCGGCGGCUGUGAGGAGUAUCAACAAAAUGUAUGGAGUAUGCUACAAUGCUGCUCGUCAGACGACAGGACUGAAGGCAUCCAGGCUGCUUCAACACAGAGCCUUCAGAGUCUGUGGCGUGCACCGGCAGCAACCCUUUGACUCAUCACAGGAAAGACCACAAUUCCCAGGAGCCUCAGCCGAGUAUGUGGAUCAGCUUGAGUUCAUCCAGCCCAAUGUCAUCUCUGGCAUCCCGGUGUACCGGGUGAUGGACAGACAAGGCAAUAUCAUCAACCCCUCUCAGGACCCUCAGCUCUCCAAAGAGACAGUUCUGAACUUUUAUCAAAAGAUGACUCUGUUGAACACAAUGGACCGCAUUCUUUACGAGUCACAGAGACAGGGUCGCAUCUCCUUCUACAUGACCAACUAUGGUGAAGAGGGCACGCAUAUUGGUAGUGCUGCUGCUCUCGACCCAAGCGACAUAGUCUUCGGUCAAUACAGAGAAGCUGGAGUGCUGAUGUACCGCGGUUUUCCACUGGACAAGUUCAUGGCUCAGUGCUACGCCAACGCUGAUGACCUCGGCAAGGGCCGGCAGAUGCCUGUGCACUAUGGCUCCAAAGAUCUGAACUUUGUCACCAUCUCCUCUCCUCUGGCCACACAGAUUCCUCAGGCGGCCGGUGCUGCAUACGCCCUCAAGAGAGAGAACAUGAACCGAGCCGUGAUCUGUUACUUUGGCGAGGGAGCGGCCAGCGAAGGAGACGCACACGCCGGCUUCAACUUCUCUGCCACCCUGGAGUGCCCACUGAUAUUCUUCUGUCGAAACAACGGCUACGCCAUCUCCACUCCCACCAAUGAGCAGUACAGGGGAGAUGGCAUCGCCGCCCGCGGGCCGGGGUACGGCAUGCUGUCCAUCCGCGUCGAUGGCAACGAUGUGUUCGCCGUGUACAAUGCUACAAAGGAGGCCCGCCGCAGAGCCGUGGCCGAGAACCAGCCUUUCCUCAUUGAGGCGAUGACCUACAGAAUUGGCCACCACAGCACAAGUGACGACAGCUCGGCCUACCGGUCUGUGGACGAGGUGAACUACUGGGACAAGCAGGACCAUCCAAUCUCCAGGCUGAGACAUUACAUGACGGCUCGGAGCUGGUGGAGCGAGGACGACGAGAGGAGCUGGCGGAAGCAGUCUCGCAAGACGGUUAUGGAGGCAUUCGAGAAUGCAGAAAAGCGCCUCAAGCCCAAUGUGGAGCUGAUGUUUACCGACGUGUACCAGGAAAUGACACCCAAUCUGAAAAAGCAGAGGGAGUCCAUGUGGAGGCAUGUGAAGCAGUACAAAGAGCACUACCCUCUUGACCUGUAUGAGAAAUAACUUCAUUCACAGGAUGAAGAGUUGUGUUUUUGGAGGGUUGAAAAUUGGAUAAACUGUUGCACACUUUUACUGUAUUCAUAAAAAUAUAGAUUUUGAUAUGACGUGUCAUUUCUUUGAAGAGGUGGAAAGAUUGUGCUUUCAACAACUAUUGUACUACAUGCCUAUUGGUAUGGUGCCUUAAGUUAACAUAUACUGUCUGAAGUAAAGCUUCUCUAAAUGCUAUAUUGUUGUAUCAGAGGGAAUUGCUAGGUCAAUUUAUUUCAUGUGUAGCAAAAACAGCUGAUUCAGUUUCAAUACAAGAAACAAUCAAAUUCAAGCUUGGCCCCUUUUACAUGCUUUUUCCUGUAUCUGUCUGCUCCAGUGAUUAUGGUAGUUAACUUGUUUCCUUGUUCAUUCUUGAGGUCACUAAAUAACUUGUUAUAGAACUUAACUAUUUAAAAAAAACAAAUUUAAAUAUUCCCAUUCACUGUUUAGAUGGGUCUGUACACAUGUGACAUCUUUGGUAUUUUGUGAAGAAUAAACAACCUUCAGAACGUU
Pungitius pungitius (ninespine stickleback) is the source of this 2054-nucleotide messenger RNA. RefSeq names its product branched chain keto acid dehydrogenase E1 subunit alpha (gene bckdha). The coding region runs from base 174 to 1517 and encodes 447 amino acids. Lineage: Eukaryota; Metazoa; Chordata; Actinopteri; Perciformes; Gasterosteidae. The transcript is spliced from 8 exons. Gene Ontology annotation, molecular function: oxidoreductase activity, acting on the aldehyde or oxo group of donors, disulfide as acceptor. Gene Ontology annotation, biological process: branched-chain amino acid catabolic process. The record is from RefSeq and is a predicted model, not a curated record.